Messenger RNA from Pyricularia pennisetigena, 252 nucleotides. RefSeq lists its product as uncharacterized. Bases 1 to 252 code for a protein of 83 amino acids. The record is from RefSeq and is a predicted model, not a curated record. The transcript is spliced from 2 exons. Lineage: Eukaryota; Fungi; Ascomycota; Sordariomycetes; Magnaporthales; Pyriculariaceae.
AUGGCUUCCCAACAAGGUCUUGAAGUUCGUGCACAGGCAAAUCAGAAAAGCUCGGAGGAGCCCCUGCGCCUGUCAGAACUGUCAAAGGUCCAACAACACCAACAGGGCAAGAUAGAUAGAAUCGACGAUGUAACUAAUGGGCUCUCCAGCUUGGAAAUCGAGAAGAUGCGGCCGACAGCAUUUGAAGACUGGUUUCAACGGCAACGUGAAUUAACAAAGGAUUCAGAUUCCGAAUUCAGCACCCUGGAAUGA